Messenger RNA from Vigna umbellata (rice bean), 1608 nucleotides. Lineage: Eukaryota; Viridiplantae; Streptophyta; Magnoliopsida; Fabales; Fabaceae. The record is from RefSeq and is a predicted model, not a curated record.
CGGAAUUUAAAUUAGAUUGAAAUUGUAAGAGAAGUUGAAGGAGAGAGAAAAAAGAAGAGAGAGAGAGAGAACAUGGGUCUCUGCUUUGGUUGCUUCGGCGCAGACAAGCGCAUGAGCAAGGAAGAAGAGAGGUUGGCCUCUGAAGAAGCGCGUGCUAAAGCUGCUGAAGCGGCACAGAAAAGACAAGAGCAAUUUGAGAAAUCUGCAGCAGGACGAGCUGCACGUGCACAGCAACAGGCAAUGGCAAAGCAAUCUGCAAACUCCAACAAAGGCGAACCAGUUCUAAAGGUUUGGAGAUUCGACACGCGUUAUUUCUUGAGAACUAUUAUAUUAGGGAUUUGAUACUGCCAUUAAUCUCAUACGUGUUUACUAUGAAUCGGAUAUUUUCGUUGCUCUUAUUCUGAGUUUGUUGAAUAAUUUUGGUAUUUCCCUUAAAAAUGUCAUUUCCCUGUAAUUACUGCUUUUCUUGCCUGUGCUUUUUGAACUAACAACCUUGACAUAAUAAGUUGUACCUACCAUUUACUACUAUAUCUCAAUGUUUUGGUUCUUUUCCAUUGGUGACUGCAGUGGCAAAGCUGGGUUGAGGUUAGGCACUCUGUGGAAUCACUUUUUAUUAGGUGGUAGGUGACUAAUCCAUCUGAUGAAUUCUUCUUUGUCCAUUUUAAGUUGGAUUAUGAAAACUAUUUAGUUUGAGUUCCAAUAAAAUAUCGCAGAUUUAUUUGAAGAUACCUACCAAUUAACCACAUAUUACUCUAUAUAAAAAAUCAUAGAAACGUAAACAAUAAAACUGAGUUUAGGCAUAUUUUGGAUUAAAUCAAUUUGGGAAAAAGGUGGGGUAUAGCCUAUUGUGAACCGACGAAACUGUUUUUAGUCUCAUUUCUUGGCUGUAAACAAUAUUUGCAUAAACAGAAGUUUAAAGUCUAUGUACUGCAGCUCACUUCAAUAAAAUAUUAAUUGGAAUAUUUUUUUUUUCUGGAACAUUCUGUUCAAGCAUUCCAUAUGUAGUAAUAUAGCAGUAUCUGUAAAGGGCUACUCAACUACACCACUGACCACUUCAUCAAAAUAUAUAGUGACAGAACAUGUAUUAUUUUUGUAUGGGGUAAUUUGGAAAGUAUUUUGAAGGACCAAAAAUUUAAAAUGCAAGGGGGAGGGUAGCAAAUGAGUUGGUUACUGAUUUAGAUCUUCUCAGUAAAUACAUUCCAGUUUUACUGGAGUAAACAUAUCAUAUAGAGAUCUGCCACUGAGCCACUUGUAUUUUUUGCACCAUAUAUUGUUAAAGUAGAGACCAAUAUCAAGUACCGUUUUACUUCUCAUACUGCAAAUGUCUCUUCAUGGAUGCGAUAAUUGUCUCAUUAGUUUUCGUUUCUUGUGUAACAGUAUUGAUGACAGAUCCAAUCAAAAUUCUACCCGCAGCAUGUUUCCCUUGUUUGGAAGAUGUAAAGAUAUUUACAGCAAUAAUUUUAUCUUAAGUGUAAUUUGUUGUUUUCCAGACCAAGAAAAAUAGUGAGUGUAAAUUUGUAAAGAAAUCGUGGUAGCUGGAAAAGUUGAGAUGGCUGUUUGUUUUUCUUCCCUUGCAUGAAAUUCAGCAACUCCAUUUACUUUCUAUAA